UGAUGCACGCCAUCUCCAAGCUCUUCAUUAAUAUGGCUGCCAGCCAGCACACUAAUGGAGCACUAGAACAUUCGCUGCCAGCCAGUAGAGUAAUCGAAUUCGAAGCACACUCGCUGUGCCAGCCAGUAGAAUAAAUGUGCCGCUGCACCGCACUCCUCGCCUGUCCUCGUCCACUCCGCCACCGCAGCAGCAGCAGCUUCCAAUCCCGUCCCUCCCGUGAAGUGCUCUCUCGCCGCCCCAACAUCGCCAUGGAGGCCGCCGCCGAGCUCAGGACCCAGCUCCAAGCCCACCUCACCAUGAUGUACGCCACGGGUGCCGUGGACGCGUAUUUCCAGGAGCUGCAGGAGCUGGACGAGGGCAGUGCAGGCACGGGCCACGUCGCCGAAGUCCUCAACAUCUUCCUCAAUGACGGCGACAGGAUCCUCAGGGACAUCGACAGCCUGCUGAACAAGCCCCUGCACGAGGUGAACUUCUCCAAGGUGGACGCCCUGGUGCAGCAGCUCAAGGGGAGCAGCUCCACUGUUGGUGCUAAGAAAGUGAAUCUCGCUUGCAUGGAGUUCCAACAGUUGUACAUGGCAAAAAACAAAAAAGGAUGCCUCAUGGCAUUGGCUCUUCUUAAGGGUGAUUUCUGUGACUUGCGGAACAAGCUCCAAACUUUUAUGCAGCUGGAGCAGCAGAUCGCGUCCUUGUUUAUUAUGUAG
Messenger RNA from Triticum aestivum (bread wheat), 701 nucleotides. Its product is annotated as histidine-containing phosphotransfer protein 2-like. The record is from RefSeq and is a predicted model, not a curated record. Gene Ontology annotation, cellular component: cytoplasm; nucleus. Bases 135 to 701 code for a protein of 188 amino acids. The transcript has 6 exons. Lineage: Eukaryota; Viridiplantae; Streptophyta; Magnoliopsida; Poales; Poaceae. Gene Ontology annotation, biological process: phosphorelay signal transduction system; phosphorylation; cytokinin-activated signaling pathway. Gene Ontology annotation, molecular function: protein histidine kinase binding; histidine phosphotransfer kinase activity.